Molecule: messenger RNA, 5123 nt
Organism: Scatophagus argus
Lineage: Eukaryota; Metazoa; Chordata; Actinopteri; Scatophagidae
Gene: kdm7aa
Product: lysine (K)-specific demethylase 7Aa
Exons: 18
Coding region: 55-2625 (856 amino acids)
Biological process (GO): protein demethylation; regulation of transcription by RNA polymerase II
Molecular function (GO): histone demethylase activity; transcription coregulator activity
Source: RefSeq, a predicted model, not a curated record
UGGGUUAAAUCCCCGCCCCGCUUCAUUCCUGCGUUGUUUGGGGACAGUAGGAAGAUGGCGGCGGCCCCGCUGUACUGUGUCUGCCGGCAGCCCUACGAUGUGAGCCGGUUUAUGAUCGAGUGCGACAUCUGUAAAGAUUGGUUUCACGGCAGCUGUGUGCAGGUAGAAGAGCAUCAUGCUGUGGAUAUCGAUGUCUACCACUGUCCCAACUGUGAUGUUGUACAAGGACCCUCCCUGAUGAAAAAGCGCAACAACUGGCACAGGCAUGACUACACGGAGCCAGAUGAUGGAUCAAAGCCGGUGCAGGCUGGGACUCCAGUAUUUAUCAAGGAGCUCCAGAACAGGACCUUUGCCAGUGGUGAGGAAAUUCUGAGGCGGAUGAAGGGCGAGCAGGUGACACAGAGAUACCUGGAGAGACACGGCUUCAACUACCCCAUAGGGGUCACAGAGAUGGAGGGCCUGGGACUCAGACUACCAGCCCCCACCUUCUCCGUCAGAGAUGUGGAGCAGUAUGUGGGUGGAGACAAAGUCAUCGAUGUGAUAGAUGUGGCGCGGCAGGCGGACAGCAAGAUGAAGCUCAGUGAGUUUGUCAAGUAUUUCACCGCUCCGCAUCGACCCAAGGUCCUCAACCUCAUCAGCCUGGAGUUCUCUGACACUAAGAUGUCAGAGUUGGUGGAGGUGCCUGACGUGGCUCAGAAGAUGUCUUGGGUAGAGAACUACUGGCCAGACGACUCCUUCUUCCCCAAGCCCUUUGUCCAGAAGUACUGCCUUAUGGGUGUCAAGGACAGUUACACAGAUUUCCACAUAGACUUCGGGGGCACCUCGGUCUGGUACCAUGUUCUCUGGGGCGAGAAGGUCUUCUACCUGAUCAAGCCCACUCCCGCCAACCUUGCACUAUAUGAGGCAUGGAGCUCCUCGCCCAAUCAGAGUGAAGUGUUCUUUGGAGACAAAGUGGACAAGUGUUACAAGUGUGUCGUACCCCAAGGAACCACGCUGCUCAUCCCUACAGGCUGGAUCCACGCCGUUCUCACCUCUCAGGAUUGCAUGGCGUUCGGAGGGAACUUCCUUCACAACCUCAAUAUUGGCAUGCAGCUCAGGUGUUAUGAAAUGGAGCGCCGUCUGAAAACCCCAGACCUCUUUAAGUUUCCGUACUUUGAGGCCAUCUGUUGGUAUGUGGCCAAGAACCUCUUGGAGACACUAAAAGAGCUACGAGAGGACAGCUGUCCUCCACCAACCUACCUGGUGGAGGGAGUCAAGGCUUUAAUCAGUGCACUGAGGACGUGGUUGAAACGAGAGGUGACUGAGCCCACCAGUGAGGUACCAGACCAUAUCAGGCCCAACCAUCUCAUUAAAGAGCUGACUAAGGAAAUCCGCUACCUGGAGGAGGAACCAGUCAGUGGUAGCAAGCCAGUGAAAUCUCAGGGAAGUGGGUGUGGACUAACAUCUGGAUCAAACGGCUGCCCUGCCACUCGCUCCACACUGGAGAGGCUGUGCCAGGCCCGGCGGGCGAGAAGGGCGGCCAGGCGGCUGAGGGAGCAGCAGCGGCAGGCCCCCAAAGUGCCCUCAAACCUGGACAUCUUAGAGCGGCACACCAGGGAGGUGCUGAGGAGGCUGGAGGUGGGACCCCUGGAGGAGGAUGCGGCGUUCUGUGCCAAGGUUCAUGGGAAGCUCAACAAAGUGUCAACUGCAUCCGCUGCUGCUGCAGAGUCUUCAGAUGACAACCACCUGCGGCUACUGCUGGUCAACGGCAGGAUUAUCAGAGAUAUGAGGAGGUCAGGCAGCAGCCCGUUAAAGACGGCGGGUGAACGAUCACCUGUUGGCCCACCAAAGAAUUGUGUGGAUGUGAAGUCGGAGAGGACACACGACGGCGAAGAGCAGCACAGCACAGUCGAGAAGCCCAAACUCCUCAGCGGUCUGGAGAGGGUGAAGACUGAACUCAGGGAAGAAGUCUCAGGACACUCCAGCGUGUCAGACAUGGAGUCAGACAGCGACUCUCCCACAGAGCAUAAAGCGUCGCCGUUGUCCUCUUCUGACGAGGAUUCAGAGAGCUCCCAGGAGGACGAGGAGGACGAGGACGAGGAGGAGAGGGGCUCUUCUCAGCAGAAAGGCUCAGGGCACACCAUAGAGCUGGACCAGUCUGGCCAGAAACUCAGGCACAAACACAAACCACUCAAACGAGAACGUCCUACCUCACCCAGCACAGAAGAGGCCAUUCAGGGGAUGCUGUCUAUGGCCGGUCUGCUGUGCUCCUCCAAGCCGGAGAAAGUGGCCUCGUCCCAGGAGCCGUGGUGGUCGCCGCUGGAGCAGAGGGAGGUGGUGCAGCACCAACUGCAGGGGGACAAGAGCCCGAUCGACAGCCAGGGCAACAGCAGCGAGGCCUGGGACAAUCAGGGGCUCCCCAGCCCUCUCAGCCGGAGCCACGGCAGCAGCCCAGAGACGGACUACCAGUACUGUGACCCCUCAAUGUCUCCACUGCUGCACCCCUCCAAGAGACACGCCCCCAACCCCCCUCCUAUCAGCAAUCAGGCCACGAAAGGCAAGCGGCCCAAAAAAGGAAUGGCCACCGCCAAGCAGAGACUGGGGAAGAUCCUGAAACUCAACAGACACAGUCGCGUCUUUGUCUAACACUCCAAAUCUUUAAAGACAAAAUCAUACAUGGGGAUGUAUUCUUGAAGAGAAGGAAGAAAAAACAAACAUUUGUGUAUUUGAUACCAGACACUUUGUGCUGUCGAAAUGGUGGUGGUGGGGGGGCAUCGCCGCCCGGAGGCGUCCACAACUGAACGAAUCCUGACACGUAAAACACGCUCACUGUGCAUGCUGAGGAGACAGGGUAUCGGAUUCGAAAUGAGCAAGUGCACGACUUCACUACAAGCACACGUGAAACGAAGCAGAAAAGGCGAGCAUGUCAUGAAAUGUUCUGCUGCGGGGAAAGGUGGACUGAAGCUCCUGCGGGCAUCUGGAGGUCUACCAAACAAACAAACAAACAACCGAAAUGCCCGCCUUGCCGGGAAGCAGCAAUCCUGCUGCCUACUGCUUCUGAUGCCAAGAUCAUCUGCAUCACAUUUACCAAUACUUCCUGAUGAGUGCACCCCCCCCCCCUGCCCGUCCCCAUGACCUUUACUUCCUUCACGGCUGUCUGCGACAAACUGAACAGGAGGGAGGAGCAGAUGAAACGGAGCUGAAUCUCCAGCAGGGUCUUUUAUUUUCCCUCUGGCCCCUGAGAGCAGGGAAACGAGGUGCUACGGAGGAGAACUGAAAUUUCAAAAUGGUGCUUAUUGUUUGUACUUUUCUCCACUCAUGCUCGUCCCUUCAAAAACCCUCACCUCCCGCCCCGAUUGUCCCCGUUUGUAUCUCAAUCACACCAGCAAUAAGAACUGAGGAGAGGAGCGAGUGAGAGGCAGCUCUUUGGGUGCAUUCGUCCCUCCCACAUUCUUCCAUUUGAAAAGUCGAAAUCGGUGCAGGACAGACUCAGACAAAAUAAAGCCUCAGAUCUGCACUGUGGUGUUUGACGAUUAGAGGGGAGGCGCUCAAAGUGCUGCCUCUCUGAAUUUGUUUAAAAUAGGAAUUACGAGUCAUUCACUCGGGAUGGCAAAGGACUUGCGUGAUAUCCUGAUUAAUUUAUUUCUCGUUUUAUCUGUGACGUUGAUUUUUUUUUUUUAUUGUGUUAUUUUUAUGGAUUCUGAAUGAUGUAUUUAUUAAUUGAAAGAGAUGAUUUUAUUAUAUUUGGACCCUAAAAACCUCAGCUAUUCUGAGGGUUUUUUUUUUCCUUGAUAGGGGGUAUUUCUUUUUUGUUUUUUUAACACAUACUUUUUGUAAAUGUGGAUGUUUUCCAGAGUUCAUGUGAUCAUCAUCUGUUGAGUAGCAAUUUACCUACGAAUCUUUAAUUACCUUCUAUUCUGUCACGACUCUUUUCCUCGUCAUCACCCGGUCGAGUAGAUCCUGUGUUGAUUCUUGUCUGGUUUCCUCUUCUCCCUGUAGCCAGAGGUGUUGGGCUAUGUGCUAAUAGAAACUAGGUUAGGUUCAGAGACGUCAACUUCCGUAUGUACACCUGAGCUUUUUCAACUAGUGCCACUUCUCAUAUAGCAAAAAAAAAAAAAAAGUAUUCUGAGCCACUGUUGUUGAUCCAAAGUAGUUGAUGCAUUCAGAAGUGAACAUUUGAGGAACUUCAGUGAAAUGAGCGAGUGUUCUUUUAUAAAAAAAAAAAUCUAGUACAGUGCUGACGUGUGUUUUUGCUCGAGGUGCGCAGUUCUUCACUCAGGGAAUGAUGCCAUGGACAUAACCUUCGAUUAACCACCAGCUGCGAUCAUGGAUGCAGACCGGACGCUCUCAGCACUCACUCAAGACUUUAAAAGAUUUGUCUCCUGCUUUGGAGUCGCUGAGGUUUGUUUGUUUUUCAUUGCUCAAGAAAUAAUUUCCUGGUUGUGGUUUUUCACCUUCUAAUGACAAGCUGUGCUUUCACCGGCCAGUCAUUGCACCUUCUGGGAUCACCUUUACAACUUCUGUCACAUGAAUUUGGGAUUAACCUCCCACAGCUUCUGAACACGUCCUCAGCUCGGCAUUGCACAGGAAAAAAACAAAACAAAACCCCACCCGUUUAAGUUGACUAAUUUCACAUCACAUGAAGUGACACCCAGGCUAACUGUUGCCACGUAGCUUUAAGAGCACUCUUUGAACAGUGUGAAGGCUUCGCUCAGGUUCGACUCGUAGCGCACGUGACCUGCGAGUGCCCUGACGAGGUGUUUCACAUGAUCCCAACACAAAGAAACCAACCUGUAAAAUUGGCAUUAAUCACGUUUCCAGACAGAUUUUCUCCCUUUUCUUACACUACAUUUUAACCUCUAACUCUUUGCAUGUUAAGUCAUUGAAAACACGCGAGCUGGCCCGCAGGCAGGGUUUGUUAUAAGCUGUAGUCUUCACCGUACAGGAUCUGUCCCUUUUUGCUUUUACAUGCAGCUCCCUUGGCAUUUGUGUUAUGUGCGUUGGUUCUUGCAAUAGUUUUCUCCCGAUUUAAAUGGCUUAUGAUUUAAAAUAUACAAACACUGGCUAACUGUGACACUGUUGAUGCGUUGCAUUUUGUUUCUGCAUUUCAAGAAUUGCGUGUAAAUAAAACUAAUGAAAUAACA